GUCUACGUAGCUGCAUUAUCGGGCGAUUGUUGCGGCCAUGUGUACGGCAACGAGCCUCGUCAUCUCAAAUUGAGUGUGUUCGCGGGCGAAAAAUUCGGCCGUUUCCGGUUGGAAAAUCGAAUCCGGCCCGCACGAAAGGUAAAUUUCUCGUCGACUCGUUUUUCCUCAUGGAGAACUCAAACUCGGAAAGUGUCGUCCUGCCGGACAUCUCCGAAGCCGAACAGCUCGCGAGCGAGCACGAUGGCGGCGAUAAUGGCGACGCUAUCGAUACGAAGAGUGCGCGGGUCUCUACCGUUUCCGUUAGGCAUGCCGGGGUCCCGGUUUCUCUGCCUGUCGGGAGUCUCAUUACGAGCACUUUUAAUGUUAUCACUCAAGAGCAGAUGCAACAUUUCAAACCUAUGCUGUGCGUGGACAAUAACGGUUAUUUGGCGACCGACGGUUCCGGCACGGAACUGAAAACCAUCGUUAUACAGGAAGAUGUUUCGGGAAACGGUACGGUUUCGACUCCCGUGACUGUAACCCCGACGGUAGGUUCUUGGGGAGAAGCCGCCAGUUUACCCGUUCUGCCCGUAAGAUGCAAAAACACGUCCGCGGAACUACACAAAGCCAGGUUCGGUUCGGGCGGACGAGGCCGUUGCAUCAAAUUGGGAAGUUCGUGGUACACCCCGAGCGAAUUCGAGGCGUUAUGCGGCCGGGCCUCCAGCAAAGAUUGGAAAAGGAGCAUCCGAUUCGGCGGACGAAGUCUGCAGACUUUAAUCGAGGAAGGAAUUAUUCUUCCGCAUGCUACGAGUUGUACCUGCGCCGCGUGUUGCGACGACGAAACCGCCACCGGACCGGUUCGUCUCUUUACCCCGUACAAGCGGAAGCGGCGGAAAGAGAGCGACGGGGGCAAACGCAACGCCUCGAACGAGGAAGAUAGCGACCAGCAGAGCAAGGAGGAGGCGUGGCAAAAUCUGGCCGAAGGUUUGGAUUCCAACGACUACCAACUGAUUGAUCCGCUCACGCCCGUGGAUCCCAUGACUCAGCUGAGGCGAUUGGAAGAUAUCGUCUGCCAGAUUAACAGACUAGCCGUCGAUUGUCGAAGGAGUAUCGACGAGUUGAAGGAGACCAUGGGUAGGCAGCAGGACAAAUUCCAGAGGGAAAAAGAAUCCGCCAUAUUGGCGGCAAGAGUUGAGGCGCAGGUCGCAGCUUUGCAGCCCGAAGGCGCUGCAGACUCGACCCUACAACCUGCCAUUGAUAAUGACAAUCACAAAAAGUGUGCAAAUUGUAACAGGGAAGCGUUGGCCGAAUGCUCGCUGUGCCGAAGGACGCCUUACUGUUCGACGUUUUGUCAGAGAAAAGACUGGGCGUCCCAUCAAGUGGAAUGCGUGAGGGGCGUGGCGUCGGACGCGGGACAACAACAAUCGAUUAUGUUGAUUGUCGAAAGUGCGGAGCAGCAGUAACAGGGACGGGCCCGUCCAACGAUUUUAUUUAUUCUCCCAGAACCAAAAACACUUGUAUAUAGACUGGACCCUUUGUUUUCGAGUUGUUUUUUUUUUGUAA
Cylas formicarius (sweet potato weevil) is the source of this 1542-nucleotide messenger RNA. It is a transcript of the gene Deaf1, whose product is annotated as deformed epidermal autoregulatory factor 1. NCBI's taxonomy places the organism in Eukaryota, Metazoa, Arthropoda, Insecta, Coleoptera, Brentidae. The transcript is spliced from 4 exons. Gene Ontology annotation, molecular function: DNA binding; DNA-binding transcription factor activity, RNA polymerase II-specific. The coding region runs from base 168 to 1442 and encodes 424 amino acids. The record is from RefSeq and is a predicted model, not a curated record. Gene Ontology annotation, biological process: regulation of transcription by RNA polymerase II. Gene Ontology annotation, cellular component: nucleus.